AUGACGGACUUGGUAUUUCCAGCUUUGGAAGAUGACCUAGCAAUUGACGCUCCUUUUGAAAUUGAACUUGAAGAAAUGGCCAGUGACAUUUUUACGCUCUCUGUGGUGGCUUUAGCAACAAACACUUUGGACAUUCCCAGCACCUACCUGACGAUGUUGGGCAGCAUGGCAUCUAUCAUUCCAGAAAGGAAGGAUACACAUCACAGUAUUCGUCAAAGUUUGGAUUCCCAUGAUAAUGUGGAAUUCGAAGCUGCAAUAUUUGCUGCUGCCAAUUUUUCUGCACAAACUUUUAUUGUUAAAGCACAGUGUUUGGUAGUUCAAUUGAGUUUAAUUUGUAAUGAUUUUCCUAUUGUAUUUAUCUCACCUAAUACUUUGUCUUUUCUCUACAGGGAUUUUGCUGCUGGCAUAUGUAAUAAAAUCAGUGAGAUGAUACAAGGUUUGGCCACACCUGUGGACUUGAAGUUGAUCCCUAUUCUACAGCACAUGCAUCAUGAUGCUAGCCUGGCCUCCAGCUCCCGGCAGCUGCUCCAGCAGCCGGUAACAUCAUAUCCCUCUACCAAGAUGGUCACUGUUACUCUGCACACUUUUACUCUGCUUGCUGCUGCUUCUUUGGUUGACAUUCCUAAGCAGAUCCAGCUUUUGUUGCAGUACUUAAAGAAUGACCCCAGGAAGGCUGUGAAGAGGCUUGCAAUCCAAGAUUUAAAGUUGUUGGCCAAUAAGACACUACAUACGUGGAGAAAAUAUUCAGGUUGA
Messenger RNA from Neopsephotus bourkii (Bourke's parrot), 753 nucleotides. RefSeq names its product integrator complex subunit 7-like. The record is from RefSeq and is a predicted model, not a curated record. The transcript is spliced from 7 exons. Gene Ontology annotation, cellular component: integrator complex. Gene Ontology annotation, biological process: snRNA 3'-end processing. Lineage: Eukaryota; Metazoa; Chordata; Aves; Psittaciformes; Psittacidae. The coding region runs from base 1 to 753 and encodes 250 amino acids.